Messenger RNA from Periophthalmus magnuspinnatus, 7814 nucleotides. RefSeq names its product nuclear receptor binding SET domain protein 3 (gene nsd3). The transcript has 25 exons. Gene Ontology annotation, molecular function: protein binding; histone H3K36 methyltransferase activity. Gene Ontology annotation, cellular component: nucleus; chromatin. Gene Ontology annotation, biological process: regulation of DNA-templated transcription. The coding region runs from base 301 to 5115 and encodes 1604 amino acids. The record is from RefSeq and is a predicted model, not a curated record. NCBI's taxonomy places the organism in Eukaryota, Metazoa, Chordata, Actinopteri, Gobiiformes, Gobiidae.
AAACCACAUUGUAAAGCUUUUCGAGUUGCUCUGGUCCCUUACACAGAGGAAGAACCGAGCAAAGGGAUUGGGCAGCGAGCAAACAGCGUAACACCCCCUCCUCCUCUCUGUAGAGAAUUGCGUUAAAACCAAAACGAAAAGGAAGGCCCGCGGUUUAACUACAUAAAAGGAGUAUCUUCUUUUUUGUUUUCCCCUCUACAAUAAGCGAGGAAAGCGUGCUGGCUGGUGUAUGUGUUUAGAAUGGGACACGCUGAAGGUCCAGUCAAAGAAAAAGACAGUUAAGGAUGCAGGAGCUCAACAAUGGAUUUCUCCUUCUCUUUCAUGCAAGGGAUCAUGGGAAAUACAAUUCAGCAACCCCCUCAGCUUAUUGACUCGGCAAACAUCAGACAGGAAGGCACCUGUGACACUGGUAGUGACCCUGGCGAGGAUGGGCCCUCAUAUAACACUGCCCUGGAUGCUGAGUUUUCCUACCCAUCGUCUGCCUCAGAGGACAUGCCUCAGGUUCCCAACGGCUAUCCGUCUAGUUUGGGCCUUUACGAGCCACAGACCAAGUUUUCCUUGUACUCACAGUUUCCAAAUGGGUCCGCGAAUGGCUAUGGCGCGAUCCGGGGCUAUGGAGAGCAUGGCCUCUUACCCGGGGAGGGGACUGUCUUGAGGGGUCCUGGUCUUCAAGAUAGACCCUUGUCCCCGAUAUCCCCUCCUCUUCCCACUCAUCACUCCCAUAUCCACCACCAACAUCAGUCUCACCAUCAUCACCUCCACACGCACCAUGCUCCGCACUACCACACAAACCAGCCUCACAUCCAUCAGCACAGCUCCCCUCCACCACUGCCCUCUCAGCAUCACUUGUCCCACACACCCCACAUCAUGAGCCAUACUCUGCCCCCACCACCGCCCCUGCACCUGCCCUCAUCCAGCCCACCUCCUUCCCUAGUGGACAGUACCCCCUCAUCUCAACCAUCCCAUACACUGUCCAAUGCUCCCAGUGGGGUACUAAAGAAAACCAGCUCCCCAGAGAUCAAGCUGAAAAUAAUUAAAACUUAUCAGAAUGGCAAAGAGCUCUUUGAGUCAGCGUUGUGUGGAGAUCUGCUCCAAGAACUACAGAAGGAGUCGCAGAAAAAGACAGCUGGUCAGAUGCAGCGCAGACAUGAAAGGAAAAAGGAAAAGAGGAAAAAGACUGCCAAGCUGCAGCAGCACGUUCAGCAAAAUAGCUUGGACCAGUGUACAAAACAGAGCGGUACAACCAGCCAGACAGAGGACACACAACUCCUGCUCCCACAAAGAGAAGGACCCACAGCACAGUCGGGGAAGCCCCAAAAGACAGUUAUCAAAGCUGAACCAAAGAUGCCUAAAGCAAAGUCACAACAGGUUGUUAAAGUUCACCAUCCUUCGGUGAUCCAGGAAACGGGCUUCUGCAAGGAGUUUGUAAUUGGAGACCUGGUGUGGUCCAAGGUGGGGACCUACCCCUGGUGGCCUUGUAUGGUCUCAUCAGAUCCACAGAUGAAGGUUCACACCCGCAUCAACACAAGAGGUCACAGGGAAUACCAUGUCCAGUUUUUUGGGAGUGUAGCUGAACGUGCAUGGAUCCACGAGAAAAGGAUUGUUACGUACCAGGGAAAGCAGCAAUUUGAUGAACUUCAAGCUGAAACGUUGCGCAAAACCACAAACCAAGUGGAGAAACAAAAGCUCCUGAAGCCUAUCCCUCAACGUGAGCGUGCACAGUGGGAGGUUGGUGUAGGCCAUGCUGAAGAUGCCUUUAAAAUGACGCGACAAGAGAGAAUUGACAACUACACUUUCAUCUACGUGGACCCUGAUCCUAAUGAAGCACCACCCCCCAAAAAACCUAACAUCAAGCCAGAAAAACGCACCAGACGCUCCAGUGGGUCAAUGAAUAAAAGGGAGGAUGGAGGAGUCAAGUCACCGGACCGAGAGGCAGUUCCUCGCAGACUGCAGCCUCGUAGACAGUGCAGCAUUUCAAAUACAGACAAUAACCAGUCAUCAAAUGAUGAGAGCAGUCAAAAGGAAGAGCCAGCAUCACCGAACCACAAAACCAAUUCAGAUGGACAAACUCAAGAAGAAUCACCUCCACCUGUCAGAGCCUGGAAAACUGCAGCGGCGAGAAAAUUGUUACCCCUUUCCAUAACAAUGAAAAGGUUAAAUGUGGAAAUUACAAAAUGUGAUUGGCCUCUUCUGCAGAAGAAAACUGUAUCUUCCCCAAAAAAGGAAACUGAAAAAGAGGAGCCAGUAGAAAAAGAAUUGCGACAGCCGGAUCUGGGUUACUGUUCUCCAGAGCAGGACAGUCAGGCUAAACCAGAGCCUAGUCCCGAGGACGAGGAGGAUGAAGAGGACGGAGAAGAUGCAGAGGAGGAGACUGAGGCUGAUGAGAGGAGAGACUCUCCUGUCAGUCAAAGUGAGGAAGGAGGUGCCCAACCAAGCUCCUCCCCUGGAUCUCCCCCCAGCAGUCCACAUGGUUCUCAGGAGAGAAAGCUACAGAGACGGUCAGUAAGAAGCAGAUCUGAGUCAGAGAGAGGCAGUGAUGUUGUCCCUAAGAAGAAAACAAAAAAGGAACAGGCUGAGAUGGCUCCAGAGACAACUCAGAAAACUGGUUCACAAAAAGGAGCGAGUGAGAUCUCUGAUGCUUGUAAGCCCCUGAAGAAACGAAGUCGAGCGUCUACAGAUGUGGAAAUCACUUCUUCUCAGUACAGAGACACUUCAGAUUCAGAUUCUAGAGGCCUCAGUGAUCCACAGGGAUUGUUUGGUAAGAGUCUUGAUAGUCCAGCUGCAGCAGAUGCUGAUGCCUCAGAUACUCAGUCAGUGGACUCUGGAUUAUCGCGUCAGGACAGCAGCACAGGAAAAAGUGACACAGUCUGCCAGAUCUGUGAAGUCUAUGGAGAGGGUCUUGUUGUCUGUGAAGGUGACUGCAACAAACACUUUCACUUAGAGUGCCUCGGUUUGACAUCUUUACCUGAAGGCAGGUUUACCUGCUCGGAAUGCAAAAGUGGCAAUCAUCCUUGUUUCAGUUGUAAAACGACAGGGUCAGAGGUCACUCGUUGCUCAGUGUCUGGAUGUGGCUGUUACUAUCACAUGGACUGUGUUCGGAAGCUGCCUGGGACCACCAACAGUCAAGAGGGAGGCUUCUGCUGCCCUCAGCACUGCUGUUCAACCUGCUGCCUGGAGAGAGACAUGCAGCGAGCCACCAAAGGUCGUCUGAUGCGCUGUAUCCGAUGUCCUAUCGCCUACCACACUGGAGAUAGCUGUGUGGCUGCAGGGAGUGUGGUCCUCACCCAUCACAUGAUGAUCUGCAGCAGCCACAGCAGCACCAAGAAGAACGGCCUCCUCACUUCACCUGUGAAUGUGGGCUGGUGCUUUUUGUGUGACAGAGGGCUGUUAGUGCAAGACCUUACUGACACCAUAUUAAGUUCAUAUGCCUAUAAGUCCCACUACCUUCUGACUGAGUCAAAUCGUGCUGAGUUGAAAUUACCUAUGAUUCCCUCUCCUUCGUCAGCUACCAAAAAGAAUAUUGGGAAAGGGGGCAAGUUGCUGUGCUGUGACUCUUGCCCGGCCUCCUUCCACCCGGAGUGUUUGGAGAUGGAGCUACCAGACGGGCCGUGGUCUUGCAGUGACUGCAAAGCCGGGAGGAAACCUCAUUACAAACAAAUUGUGUGGGUCAAACUGGGUAAUUACAGGUGGUGGCCAGCUGAGAUUUGCAAUCCUCGCUUGGUGCCAUCAAACAUUCAGAGCCUUCGACAUGACAUUGGUGACUUUCCAGUCUUCUUCUUUGGCUCUCACGACUACUACUGGAUCAAUCAGGGACGUGUGUUUCCUUAUGUAGAUAAUGAUAAGAACUUUGUCACUGGUCAAAUUAAUGUCAACAAAACAUUUAAAAAAGCUCUUGAAGAAGCAGCACGGAGGUUUCAAGAACUUAAGGCUCAAAGAGAGAGUAGAGAGGCCUUAGAACAGGAACGCCACUCUCGCAAACCCCCACCAUACAAGUUUAUUAAGUCCAACAAACCAGUGGGCAAAGUCCAGAUGCACGUAGCAGAUUUAUCGGAAGUCCCCCGGUGUAACUGCAGGCCCACAGAUGAGCACCCAUGUGGCCUGGACUCUCAGUGUCUGAACCGUAUGCUGCAGUACGAGUGCCACCCACAGGUUUGCCCUGCAGGUGAGAGCUGUGAGAAUCAGUGCUUCUCUAAGCGUCUGUACGCAGAGACAGAAGUGUUUAAGACCGAGGUCUGCGGCUGGGGCCUACGAACCAAUCAGAUGCUGAGAAAGGGUGACUUUGUGACUGAAUAUGUCGGCGAAGUAAUUGACUCUGAGGAAUGCCAACAGCGAAUCAAACAGGCUCAUGAAAAUCAUGUGACCAACUUCUACAUGCUCACUCUUACAAAGGAUCGUGUUAUCGAUGCUGGCCCAAAAGGAAAUUCGUCUCGCUUUAUGAACCACAGCUGCAGCCCGAACUGUGAAACUCAGAAAUGGACAGUAAACGGAGAUGUGCACAUUGGGCUCUUUGCUCUUUGUGAUAUUGAAGCUGGAACAGAGCUGACAUUCAACUACAACUUGCACUGUGUCGGGAACAGGAGGACAUCAUGUAACUGUGGAUCAGACAACUGUUCUGGAUACCUCGGGGUUCAGCCAACAAGUGCUCUAGUUUUGGAAAAAGAGGAGAAGGCUAAAAAUUCCAAGUUAAAAUCCAAGAAGCGGAAGCUGAGACCUGAGGGAAAACAGUCCCACGAGUACUCGUGUUUCUGUUGUGGAGAAGCCGGGGAGCUCGUCAUGUGUGAUCGCAAAGACUGUCCCAAAGCUUACCAUCUCCUGUGUCUCAGCCUCACCAAGCCACCAUACGGGCGGUGGGAGUGUCCGUGGCAUGACUGCAACGUGUGUGGGUCUCCAGCCUCUUCUUUGUGUGAGUUUUGCCCUCGAUCUUUCUGCCCGGAGCAUGAAGCAGGGUCCCUCACAGUCUCCUCACUGGACGAGCGCCGUUGUUGCUCCAAUCACAACCCUUCUAACCCCCUGAGCAGCUCCCCUAGGUCCACCCAGCACCCCCCUCUGUCCCACAGCCACACCAGAGUUAAGGAGGAGCCCAACACGGAGCCUGGCCAACAUGACUCAAAGUGACUUUGAUUUUCCUUAUACCUCAUGUAAUAUGUGCUCCUGCUGGCUACAACCGUCCUAUCUUCCUUCCAAUCUGAAGAACAGAACAUCUUUUCAAACCUGUGGGCAUAGUCUGGAUCUGUAAACACCUUUUCGGCGCUGUGCAGAGGGCAGAGUGAUUGGAUUGGUGGCAUGGGACCACAGCAGGCAUCAUUGGCGCUGUAUACCUCCUCCUUUGCUAUGACGUUCUCUACAGCUCACCAGUGCCCUUUGAAGGGCCCAGAAUUCUACAUUACAUUUAUUUUAUAUUUUUACAGCGGUGGGACAUAACUUGUCAACAUACCUUUUAUCAACAUUGAGAAAAGGGAUUGGAUUUAAGAAAGUUUGUUAGUUUGAUCAGCUGAAAAGCCUGCCUUUCUCUGUUUCCAACAUGACCAAUGAUCACUCCUGACACCAUCUGUCUUCAUGUUGAGCUUUUCUCCAAAUGAAAAAAAAGUGAGGGGGAAAUGCUUCAGGACCACUCUACAUUCCAACUCCUGGUUUGAAUAUACUUAUGAGUAUAGAUGAAUAUAAUUAUAUACACUAUCUAUGUUUGUUAAUGUUUACAGGCAGAUUCUCUCACUUCAUCUCAGUGAGUGGUGUAUUACGUUUGUUUCGGUGUUAAGCAUUACACAGACCGCCUUGUGAAAAUAAUCAUAAUAAGGUGAAAUAUUAUGGUAUAUAGUGUAAUGUUUUGACAUUACAGAAGUUCUUGUGACUUUCAUUUUGCCAGUUCCACUAGCCAUUGCAUACUGUACAUACUGUAAUUGGCUCAUAUUAGUGUAAAAUACUUAAGGAUCGGGAGGCGGAGCCUCUGUCUUUUUAAAACAAAUCCUUUUCAUUUCCUCCAUGCAUUUAACUGAUACUACCAUUGUAGAUUGAAGGGCCCAGAUAGUGAAAACUGGUGCUGUCAAAGUAUUGUUAAUGAGCAUAAAGGAUCACACAACUGAUUCUGGCUGCACUAAAACUACUGCUCACAUGCACUCCCAUUCAGUAUCUGUGUGUACUGUGACUGUUUUAUUUUCCCUUCCCUUUCUAAUUUGCCAUACAUUUCUGAAUAGCACUUUCACACUGCUUGAUACUGAACACCUAGAUAGGUCAUGCUUAUACAGAUAUAUAACAUAGGUGUUUAAAAUGGAUACCUCUUCUUCAUGUCGGGACUUAAACUGUGGUGUUACCGGUUUCUCUUGACCAGGAGCGUGGCGAGCACUAGGCGUGGUACUGAGAGAAGUGGCCUAAGCUUUUUGGGGCUGGUGGUCUGACGUGUUACAGGAAAGAUAAGCCCUUGAUGUUUGCAGACAGUGACUGAGGAACUUCUUUUGAACUAGGCUGGGCUUUAUACAGACACAAGUCAGUAUCGUGUACAAAGGCAACCUUAUGUACAGUGUUUUUAUCGCUCAUCUGUCAAAUCAAAAUCUUUUGUAUUUAAUGCACCGUCUUUUGUACCAUUUUUUCAGACACUAGUGCAGUAAUCUGUCUCUUAUCUCCAUUAAGGUGUAAGUGACACUAUUUAAAAUGGUGAGUUUUACAUAAUCUAUAUGUAGUCAUACAGUUCUCCGUUUUGUAUAAUUGGUGUAAGGACUCCACCACCAUUUGGUAUAAGGUGCUGCUCAUGUAUUUUGGUUUAAUCUUUGGUAUUCAAAGCAGUUCAAUGUAGGAAUGUAGAUUUUUUUUUGUUUGAUAGCAAUUUGUACAAUUUAGGAUUCACUGUUUGACUCAUCAUCUGACAAACAAGUAUUUGCCUUGUCAGUUAAAUGGCACUAUUUUGUGUCCUCUUCUGCCCUAAACCAGUGUUUUAACUGAACUGUUAAAAUGUUUAGUUUUAAAUUAAGAAGGGUAACAGCUUAGGAAUUGAGAAAUGUGCCACAUAUCUGAACCAAUGGAAGCGCUACGGUGGAAAGAAUCAUAGACUACCGUGAGCAGCUACUUCGGUUUAACUUAAUAUUAACAAAAAUGGACACUUCUGUACUAAAACAGCAACUUCAAAAUAUCAUUUUGACUGUUCUUUACUCUUGUGUAGUUCUUUUCGCUUGGGCGAAUUUUGAAGGCACUUUUAUGUUACAUAAAGAAAUGUUGUGUUAAACAACUAAACUUGAAUUUUUAUUUUUUUAGAGCUGACGCCAUUGCAGUCAUGUUUGUGAUUAGCAUUUCAAAACAAUGCCUCACUGGUAGCUUUAGUUUGUUUCCUUUCAUUUUGAUCUGCUCGAGUUCAUUUAUGUUUGCCAUAUUAAACAUGCCAACAUUAUACUUUUGGACAAAGCUUUUGCUAUACCCGACAGCCUUUUUUGUUUUGUCUGUGCACACAACUUGGUGCCAGUCUAAGGUCCAACACAGUUGAUGCAACAGCAGUAUUGUUAUGCCUAUUUUACACUUAACUUCUGUUACUGUGUUGUGAAUGAUUUGUUGGUUUAUUAUUGUUAUAGUGCCCAGACCUGUUUUUGAAAUAGUGCAUGUUUAGUCUGAUUUAAGUGUCCCUUAUGCAACCUGAAGGUUUUCUAAAUGCCCAAGGUUUUACUCAAUUCGCAUUUUUUAUGGUCACUUAAAGAGCAGCCCCAUUGUCAAAGCAGGGCAUGUUUCAGUUCACUGUGAUGUCUUUCUGUGCAAUGUUCAAACCUGUCUUUACGUUUGUCAUGAUGUCGGCAGAGGAAUAGUGUUGAAAUAAUAAAUAAACAUCUUUAUAAGCA